Nannospalax galili (Upper Galilee mountains blind mole rat) is the source of this 3849-nucleotide messenger RNA. RefSeq names its product ring finger protein 31 (gene Rnf31). The transcript has 21 exons. Gene Ontology annotation, cellular component: LUBAC complex. Gene Ontology annotation, molecular function: K48-linked polyubiquitin modification-dependent protein binding; ubiquitin protein ligase activity; zinc ion binding. NCBI's taxonomy places the organism in Eukaryota, Metazoa, Chordata, Mammalia, Rodentia, Spalacidae. The coding region runs from base 510 to 3713 and encodes 1067 amino acids. The record is from RefSeq and is a predicted model, not a curated record. Gene Ontology annotation, biological process: protein linear polyubiquitination.
GGGCAGAGACAGCGGAGAGCAGGGUGGGCAUCCGAGAGGAAGGUUCCGGGCGCUGAGGGAGGGACCAGGGCCCCUUGCCUCCUGAUUUCACCAAUCAGGACCUGGCCACGCCCUCCCGCUGCCCGACCUCCCUUCACCUCAAGCCCCGCCCCUUCCCAAGCUGGCGGUCUUUGCUGGCCACUCCCUCCCGCUGCCCGACCUCCAGGCCUCAACCUUAAGCCCCGCCCCUUCCUCUAAGCUGGCCGUCCUGGCCACGCCCUUCCGCUGCCAGACCUCCGGUCCGCAACCUUAAGCCCCGCCCCUUCCUCUAAACUGGCUGGCAGUCCCACCCUCACUGCCAGGACUUCCUCCUGGGGGCUCAUCCGGCUGAGAGGCCGAGACUGGGUGGCCCGAGUGACCUCCGGGGCCGUGGGGCGGAGUCGGGCGGCAGGCUGGACGGCGGACCGGAGGGAGGCGGCUCUGGGGCUGCGCGCAGCCUGCGCCCGGGCCAGGCGGGCGGCGAUCUCGGGAUGCCGGGCGAGGUGGAGCGAGUCUUCCUCGCGGCGCGCGAGGAGCUGGCGAGCGCCCUGAGGAGGGACUCUGCGCAGGGCUUUUCCCUGGAGCAGCUCAAGCCGCUCCUGGCCACCUCUCUACCAGCUGCCGCCCGCUACCAGCAUCUGGACGCCGGGCGCCUGGUCCGCUGCAACGCUCAUGGAGAGCCCCGCAACUACCUCAACACUCUAUCCACCGCCCUGAACAUCCUGGAAAAAUACGGUCGCAACCUCCUCAGCCCUCAGCGGCCUCGGUACUGGCGCGCGGUGAAGUUUAAUAACCCAGUCUUUCGGAGCACGGUGGAUGCUGUGCAGGGGGGCCGUGAUGUGCUGCGAUUGUAUGGCUAUACCGAGGAGCGCCCAGAUGGCUUGAGUUUCCCCGAAGGGCAGGAGGAGCCAGAUGAGUACCAGGUCGCCUUAGUCACACUGGAGGUGCUACUGCUUCGCAUGGAGCUCAGCCUGCUGUUGCAGAAUACUCACCCAAGACCCAAGGCACUGGAGGAGCUGCUAAAAGACAGAGUUGAAGAUGAUACGCUGCAGCUUUCAGAGUUUCACCCUCUGUUGAGAGAGAUUGUUCCUGGCCCCCUCUCCACACCCUCUACCCCAGGCUCCACUCCUGGGCCCUGCUUUCUUUGUGGUUCUGCCCCAGGCACACUGCAUUGUCCAGCCUGUAAUCAGGCCUCAUGCCCAGCCUGUGACCUUUUGUUCCAUGGACACCCAUCCCGUGCUCAUCACCUCCGCCAGACCCUGCCUGGGGCCCUUCAGACCCCCCACCUAAGCCCUAGUUUACCUGCCUCAUCCCAACCACGGUCCCACUCAACCUCCCUGACCCUGGGAGACAGCUCUCUUUCUUCCCCUGAUCCUGCAAAUGCCUGCCUGCCCUGGCACUGUGCUGCGUGUGCCAUGCUAAAUGAGCCUUGGGCAGUGCUCUGCGUGGCCUGUGAUCGGCCCAGAGGCUGUAAGGUGCUGGGAAUAGAGGGUUCCCAAGGUACUGGGAGUGUAGAACCUGAGCUUGCACGGGAUCGGUGGGCCUGCCAAAGCUGUACCUUUGAGAACGAGGCAGCAGCUGUGCUGUGUGCCAUGUGUGAGCGACCUCGGCUAGCCCAGCCUCCCAGCUUGGUGGUGGAUUCUCACAAUGCUGGCUUGUGCCUGCAGCCCCUUAAGGGGGAUACUUUGCUGUCAUCUGCCCAGACUCAAGUCUGGUACUGUAUUCAUUGUACCUUCUGCAACUCGGGCCCUGGCUGGGUGUGUACCAUGUGCAACCGGACCAGCAGCCCUAACGCAAUACAGCAUGACCCCCAGCCCUAUGCCAGCUCUUUGGAAAAGGGACUCCCAAAGCCUGGGCCCCCACAACGCUUCAGUACCUCUCUAACCAGUUCCUGUGGAGACCCAGAGAAACAACGCCAAGAUAAGAUGCGGGAAGAAGGUUGCCAGCUAGUGAGCAUGAUCCGGGAAGGGGAAGCUGCAGGUGCCAGUCCAGAAGAGAUCUUCUCAGCUCUACAGUAUUCAGGCACUGAGGUGCCCCUACAGUGGUUGCGCUCAGAGCUGUCCUAUGUCCUGGAGAUGGUGGCCGAGAUGGCUGGACAACAGGACCCAGAGCUGGGUGCCUUUUCCUGUCAGGAAGCCCGGAAAGCUUGGCUGGAUCGUCAUGGCAACCUUGAUGAAGCUGUAGAGGAGUGUGUGAGGGCCAGGAGAAGGAAGGUUCAGGAACUCCAGUCCCUGGGCUUUGGGCCUGAAGAAGGGUCUCUCCAGGCAUUGUUCCAGCAUGGGGGUGAUGUGGCUCGGGCCCUGACUGAACUACAGCGCCAACGCCUAGAACCCUUCCAUCAGCGCCUAUGGGACAGAGGCCCUGAGCCCACUCCCUCAUGGGAUGGGGUAGAUAAACAGAGCCUGGUCCGUCGGCUUUUGGCAGUCUAUGCACUCCCCAGCUGGGGCCGAGCAGAGCUGGCAUUGUCACUGCUGCAGGAGACACCCAGGAACUAUGAGUUGUUGGAUGUGGUAGAGGCCGUGAGGCACAGCCAGGACCGAGCUUUUCUGCGCCGCUUGCUUGCCCAGGAAUGUGCUGUGUGCAGUUGGGCCCUGCCUCGAAACCGGAUGCAGGCCCUGAUUUCCUGUGAGUGCACCAUCUGUCCUGACUGCUUCCGGCAACACUUCACCAUAGCCCUGAAGGAAAAGCACAUCACAGAUAUGGUGUGCCCUGCCUGUGGCCGCCCCGACCUUACUGAUGACACACAGUUACUCAGCUACUUUUCCACCCUUGACAUUCAGCUCCGAGAGAGUCUAGACCCAGAUGCCUAUGCUCUGUUCCAUAAGAAGCUGACUGAGGGUGUGCUCAUGCGGGACCCCAAGUUCUUGUGGUGUGCCCAGUGCUCCUUUGGCUUCAUAUAUGAGCGUGAACAGCUAGAGGCGACAUGUCCCCAGUGUCACCAGACCUUCUGUGUGCGUUGCAAGCGCCAGUGGGAGGAACAGCACCGAGGACGGAGCUGUGAGGAUUUCCAGAACUGGAAACGUACCAAUGACCCUGAAUACCAGGCUCAGGGUCUGGCAAUGUAUCUUCAGGAAAAUGGCAUUGACUGCCCUAAGUGCAAGUUCUCUUAUGCACUGGCCCGAGGAGGCUGCAUGCACUUUCACUGCACCCAGUGCCGUCACCAGUUCUGCAGUGGCUGCUACAAUGCCUUCUAUGCCAAGAAUAAAUGUCCAGACCCAAACUGCAGGGUGAAAAAGUCCCUGCAUGGCCACCACCCUCGAGACUGCCUCUUCUACCUACGGGACUGGCCUGCUGUCCGGCUCCAGAAACUGCUGCAGGAAAAUAACAUCAUGUUUAAUACAGAGCCUCCAGCUGGGGCCCGGGCAGUCCCUGGAGGUGGCUGCCGAGUGAUGGAGCAGAAGGAGGUUCCCAAUGGGCUCCGGGACGAAGCUUGUGGCAAAGAAACCCAGCCAGGCUAUGCAGGCCUCUGCCAGGCACACUACAAAGAGUAUCUUGUGAGCCUCAUCAAUGCCCACUCCUUGGACCCAGCAACCCUGUAUGAAGUGGAGGAGCUGGAAACAGCCAUUGAGCGCUACCUACAUGUACACCCCCAGCCAAUGGCUGGAGAGGAUCUUACUGCCUACCAAGCCCGAUUGUUACAGAAGCUGACAGAAGAGGUACCACUGGGACAGAGUAUCGCCCGCAGAAGGAAGUAGCAGAGGGCCCGGGUCCUGAUGAGGGCCCAUGAUCCUACUUCCCCAAGAUGGCUCCAGCACCAAUAAAGAGGCAUCUUAUUGCCUAGGCUUCUUGGUGGUCCUUCUUCCUGGCCUCACCAUCUAGGGGCAUUAGGGA